Molecule: messenger RNA, 1850 nt
Organism: Oryza sativa Japonica Group (Japanese rice)
Lineage: Eukaryota; Viridiplantae; Streptophyta; Magnoliopsida; Poales; Poaceae
Product: SUN domain-containing protein 1
Cellular component (GO): nuclear envelope
Molecular function (GO): protein-membrane adaptor activity
Source: RefSeq, a predicted model, not a curated record
UCCGCGCCCCGCUCCGUUCGAUUCGAUUCGAUUUCCGCCCAAAAUUUCCCAAAUUCCCCUCCGAUUCGCCGAAAGCCCAACCGCCUCUCUCUCUCUCUCUCUCUCUCUCUCUCUCUCCAUUCUCUCUCGCCGCCGCGCCGCGCCGCGCCGCUCGCCGACCGGAUCCCAUCCAUGGCGUCCCCCUCCCUCGCCGCCGCCGCGGCCUCCCCGCUGACGUCCCUCGACCUUGCCACCAGCCCCGCCACCGCCUCCCGCCCCGCCGCCGCCGCCGCGUCCGCGCUCCGCAAGCGCCCGGUCCUCCUGCUCGACCAGCGCCACCACCCCUCCACCCCGAAUCUCGACUCCUCCGCCGCCGCGGCUGCGGCUGCGGCGGCGGCGGGGGUGGCGCAGGCGCAGCCGCCGCCCCCGCGACGCAAGAAGGCGGGACACACGUCGUCGUCGACGCGGCCGAGGUGGCAGACCGCGCUCAGCGUCGCCGCCAAGAACGCGGUGCUCCUCGCCGUGCUGCUCUACGUCGGCGACCUCGCCUGGCGCGCGGCGCGCCCGGCCCCGCCGCGGCCGGUCGACCAGGCCGCGAUGGCCGGUUACGACGCCCGCGUCGCGGACGUCGAGGCGUCCCUCGCCCGCGCCUUCCGGAUGCUGCAGGUGCAGCUCGAGGCCGUCGACCGCAAGAUCGACGGCGAGGUCGGCGCCGUCCGCGGGGAGCUCGCCGCGCUGCUGGAGGAGAAGAGGCUGGAGCUCGAGGGCCAGCUCAAGCGCCUCGACGCCAGGGCCGACGACCUGAGCGACGCGCUCGGCGCGCUCAAGCGGAUGGAGUUCCUCAGGAAGGACGAGUUCGACAAGUUCUGGAACGAGGUGAAAGAGAGCCUGGGUUCGGGCCCCGGCACCGAGGUUGACCUCGAUCAAGUUCGUGCAUUGGCCAGAGAGAUCACCAUGGGGGAGAUUGAGAAGCACGCGGCUGAUGGGAUUGGUAGGGUAGACUACGCUGUGGCAUCGGCUGGGGGGAAAGUCGUCCGCCAUUCGGAUGCUUAUGAUGCUGGGAAACGUGGUGGUUUCUUUUCUUCAUUGCUUAGUGGAGAUACUGCUGCUAGCCCAAAAAAGAUCCUUCAGCCAAGCUUUGGAGAGCCCGGGCAGUGCUUUCCACUGCAGGGGAGCAGCGGGUUUGUGGAGAUCAAGCUGCGGAAGGGGAUUGUCCCUGAUGCAAUUACACUUGAACAUGUUUCAAAGGAUGUAGCAUAUGAUAUGUCGACUGCGCCAAAGGACUGCCGGGUUUCUGGGUGGUAUCAAGAGGCACAUAAUGAGGCGUAUUCAGGUCAUGCUGCAAGCGCAAAGAUGUAUGUCUUGACUGAAUUCACAUAUGAUCUAGACAAGAAGAAUGUCCAGACAUUCGACAUUACAGCACCAGAUGUUGGUAUCAUCAACAUGGUCCGACUGGACUUCACUUCAAACCAUGGAAGCUCCGCGCUAACCUGCAUUUACCGCAUCCGGGUCCAUGGUCAUGAGCCGGUCUCACCAGGAAUGUCAGUUUCUCAGUCCUGAGAUGGGAAAUGCUUUUGUUUCUGUCUCUUGUAAGUGUUUUGGUUUAGGGAUCUCCUUGUGCCCUUGCUAGUUUUCAGCGUAGGAUGUUAUCAUGUACACUCUGUAAAGGUAAUGAUUGUUUUGCUGCAAUCGUCUAGCCCAAUGACAUCUUUUAGAUACUAAGAGUUAGACAUUAUGUUUGUUCCAUCAAUGGAUGGCAAUUGUGGUUAGUAAGAUUUAUUUGCGUAUCUGUUGAUGGUUGUUUGGGCUUGAUCAUUUUGAAGGUAAAACAACCAAAGAUUUCUUGCAAUUCUACCUGGAAUUCUUGUCCA